GGCAGGCAGCCGCCUCGCGAUGGCAAGUGGCGGCCAGCAGCGGAUAAUCCAGUUCACUGGAUUUAGAAAACAAGAGAAGGCGGCACUAAUCCAGCACCUGUCCAAACUGGACUGUGUUAUUUUAGAUAGUAAGAAAUACAGAAAUCAUACCACGCAUCUUAUAGCAAAAAAGCUGUGCAAGAGUGAAAAGUUCUUAGCUGCUUGUGCUGCAGGAAAGUGGAUACUAACUAAGGAGUACAUAAUUAAUAGUGCCGAAAGUGGCAGAUGGCUUGAUGAAACAACGUACGAAUGGGGAUAUAAAAUUGAAAAAGACACCGAUUAUUCACCUCAAAUGCAAUCUGCACCUAAAAGAUGGCGCGAAGAACUGACACGCACUAGGGCUCCAGGGGCCUUCCACAGAUGGAAAGUUGUCCUCCCUGUUAUAGAAGGUUGUAAACGAAUGGAGUGUAUUAGAAGAGUUCUUGAAGCUGGAAAGGCAACCAUAUGUUCCUCUUGGAAUGAAGGGUGCGGUAUAACUCAUAUAUUCGUCAAUAAUAAAACUCUUCCUACGCAAAACAAAAAAUGUGUCUCUGAAGCUCGAUGCUACCCUUUGCAAUAUCUAGGAGAUUAUCUUUUUCAGGAGGAAAUACAAAAUAUCGAAGAUAUCCAAAUGAAUCCUUCCCCGCCUGCACAAGAAACAGACCAAACCAUGUCUAACGUGCAGCUUGCUGAAAUAAAAAAUGCUCUUAUAAAACAUAUGUAUUCUUCUGUGGCUCUUAAGCACAGGUUUGCUCAAAAAGAUGAGCUGAACAAAUGCAAUCCAGAGGUUAAAUGUACUGGCCAGUCCGGAAACUCAUGGUAUAUACUUGAAGGAUUAGUGGAAGCGCGGUUAUUUCCUGAUGUAAUCACAGAACUUUCUGCUGCUCAGAAGUAUGCUACACCUCCCGUGGGACUGCUCCAUUCUCUUCUAGAAUAUGCUCUAAAGGGACAGAGUGAUGCAAUAUUGUAUGCUAAAUUUCAUCAUGUUUUGGACCUUAUUCUCUACCAUGAUCCUCCUUGGAAGUCCCCAUCUAUGUUGAAUUAUUAUUUGGAUCUUCUUCAGUGUCCUGUCUGUAAGGAAGGCACGUGGCCCUUCAUACAGGUGCUUAUAAGGUCUUGCCUUUAUUGCAAAGCCAUUUGUCAUGAAGUCCCAGUUUCAGAGAAAGGAGAUGAACAGAGGAUAGCUUACAAAACAGUAUUGAAGUUUUUCUUUGAUUUAGUAAAAGCUGAAGUACAGUUUCUGACAGAAAGUUUGGUUGAAGGGACCAAUUCACAGCAUCAGCAAGUCAUGCCACAGACAGUUCUUCUGAAGACCUUUUGGCGUGAAAGCAAAAGCUCAGUGCUUUUUACCAAACACAUAAAUAUUCUAGCAGAUUGGGUCAUACUAUCCCAUAGAGAAUUGGACAGAGAAAAUGAUGCCUUCAGAUGUGAAUUAACUCAUCUAUUAGACGGAAUUCUUGGAACUGUAGUGGAAUAUUGGAUCGUCUCAAGUUUGCUUAUGGACAGAAACGAGUUUCAUCAAAUAGCUGAAGAUUUGUCACAGCACCUUGCCCUUUCGUGUGAUGGUUUUCCUAUAGAUGAAUUAAAAAUGUUCAUUUGUACCAUCCCAUCCCCCUGGCUUCAAAUGUUUGUCGCAGAAGCAGUUUUUAAAAAAAUGUGUUUUCGGAGAAAUAUAACUAUUUCUACAGAACCUCUUUCUCUUCAGAAGAUAGUCUGUUCCUAUUCAUCUGCUUUGCGAGAGAUAGGGAUGCAUGAGAAAAGAAAGAUAGACAAAGCAAUGGAAAAGAAAACAGGACAAUGGCUGUGCCCUGAGUCUGAGUCUCAAAGUGUAUUACAGAUGCCAAAUGGCAAUAAGCAGAACCAAGUCAAAGUGCUGCCUGAUCUACCUGACUUAAGCUUUAAUAAGCGCUCUUCAUUCAUGAAGCUUAGACCAAAACCAAAAGUUGAGGCUGCAUGUGGCAAAAAGAAUUGCCACCUUUUGCCUGAAGACACACAUUUUUGCAGGAGAAGUGUUAAAGGAGAGACAGCCCUGCAUAAAGCUUGCAUAAGUAACAAAGUGGAGAGAUUGAUUCAGCUUCUCUCUAUCCCUGGAACAGACAUUAAUGCUAAAGACGAUGAUGGCUGGACGCCUUUGCAUGAAGCCUGUAACCAUGGCAGCACAGUGUGUGUCCGUGAAAUUUUGCAACGUUGUCCAGAGGUAGACCUGCUCACUCAAGUGGACGGGGCGACUCCUUUGCAUGAUGCACUGUCAAAUGGACAUGUAGAAAUUGGCAAGCUGCUACUUCAGCGUGGGGGACCAGUCCUUCUACAGCAGAGGGACUCCCAUGGAAAAUCGCCACUGGAUUAUGUUGAGUCCACAGCAGUAAAGCAAGAACUUUUGAACAUUAUUCAUCUGGAAGAGAGCACUGAAAGCUUCUGUGAACACACAGAAGAAGAUUUCCGUCAGCAGGGAGAACUGUGGUUGAUUUUAUUUAGUAAGAUGCUGCUGAAUUUUUGUUCAGUUUACAAUCUGUUUUCACCCUUUACUUUAACUCUCAGAGAAGUAGCUUGUUCAAAUGUACUUUCAGUAAUGGCACGUGAUAACUGUAAGAUGAAAAAUGCAUUUUCUGCAGAUUGGUUAGUAGGUACAUAUUUUAGAGAGCUUGAAACUUUUCAAAAGCUACCACAGUUUCUUCCAGAAAUAUCUGCAAACGCAGGUUUUUUCCCUGGAGAACAGAUGAAGGCUUUAUUAGCAACUCUGAAUACUAUGGUAGAGGCAUAUCAGCUCUUUACUUAAAUCUUUGUAACAGUUACCUCCCAAACAAGCUGCAUUGUUUGAAUCUUGGCUGUUAACCCUUGUUAUUGGGAUAACUUUUUUUUCCAGCGACCAAAGAGUACAAAUUUCACAGCCCUACACAAGUCCUCAUGUUAGUAUCUGCCUUGUUGUUGAUACUUCCCUCUGCUAGAACCCCAGAUCAGAUGCAUUGAUUCAGUGCAAUUUUUAAGUAGAAUUUUUCCAAUACCAGUGCCUUCUAGUUGUCUGACAGAUCUGGAAGCCCUUGACCACCUCAGGAGGGUGCUAUGUCAUCUACACUAUGUUAAACUUUGUAUUUUCUAUCCUGGAAAUCUUUGCUACCUGCUUUACUCCAUAGUUCUCUUUUUUGUUUCCAGAGGUAGUGACCCAAAAGUAAAACAGCAAGCCGUUUUUCCUAGAGAAAGGCUUGUUGCCCACAUAUGUAAAUAUCCUUUCAUAAAACUGAUAGUAUAAAUAUGUCAUUAAACAAAAACAUAUGGAAAAGCAAAUACCUUCUAAUUUUUCUUAUUUAUCCUUGUCCUGUAAAAAUUAACAGUAUGUUGUGUAAAUUAAUUACAUUGUGUAAAACACAAACCAGAAUAUAGGUAGAUUAUAGACUAUAUUUAUAGAAGGAAUCAGUCUACCAACAUGUCCCAUGUCUUUGUUAGUUAGAAACGGUCACACAAAGGCACAUGGAAAACCUUUUUCUCCUGCCUCAGCACCGUGGCGCUCAUGGCUGCGUCUGUGUGCGCAGUGCCCGCCUCGAGGAGACCGGCCCGGAUACAUGGGUGGUUUGCAGAACUCCAGUGGGUGCCACCAACCAGGGCUUUCAGACAGUUCCUUGGACAGGGAUGCUGCUGCGAAGGGCCACAUCCACCCCUCACAGCGUCCUUGUCUCUGCUCUGGUGCGUGUUGGCUUGCGGUGGUUUGAUAAAUCCGUUAUGCUGGUGGUGUAUAAAAUGAUCUGGUAACACUCCUGAGAGUCCCUCAACUAAAGAUGCGGGUGGAAGCUGUGGCACAAAUCUAGUUAUGUUGGCAGGGGAAUUCACAAAGGAUUAGAUAAGACAGUUUAAGUAUGUACUGGGCAUCAGAUUCUGACACUAAGUAUGGAUCUCCUUAAAAAUUAUACCCCAUUUUAAUGUGAGAAUGUUGUUCUCCAUUCUGUGAAUACAU
Molecule: messenger RNA, 3964 nt
Organism: Athene cunicularia (burrowing owl)
Lineage: Eukaryota; Metazoa; Chordata; Aves; Strigiformes; Strigidae
Gene: SLF1
Product: SMC5-SMC6 complex localization factor 1
Exons: 18
Coding region: 20-2794 (924 amino acids)
Biological process (GO): positive regulation of double-strand break repair
Molecular function (GO): protein binding
Source: RefSeq, a predicted model, not a curated record